Seriola dumerili (greater amberjack) is the source of this 1121-nucleotide messenger RNA. Its product is annotated as zinc finger protein 45-like. Lineage: Eukaryota; Metazoa; Chordata; Actinopteri; Carangiformes; Carangidae. The record is from RefSeq and is a predicted model, not a curated record. The transcript is spliced from 2 exons. Gene Ontology annotation, molecular function: RNA polymerase II cis-regulatory region sequence-specific DNA binding; DNA-binding transcription factor activity, RNA polymerase II-specific. Gene Ontology annotation, biological process: regulation of transcription by RNA polymerase II. Bases 14 to 994 code for a protein of 326 amino acids.
CUGUGGAGACAACAUGAGCAGACUUGAGCUGCUGAACGUGUUUCUCAACGACAGGCUGACGGCGGCCGCUGAGGAGAUUUUCCGCGCCGUAAAAGACGCGGUGGUGGAGUACCAGAGUGAGAUCCUACGCUCCAAGCAGGAGAACGAGCGGCUCAAGCGGCUCCUCAACGUAGCCGUGCAGCGUCUGCUGCUGCAGCCAGAGCUUCACUCUGUCCAGCCCAGAGAGGAUGGCCAGUCCUGUGAGUCUGAGUGGAGAGGCAGUGUGGAGCUGCUGCCUCAAGUUAAAGAAGAACCAAAACUCACAAACAUUCAGACUGAGUGUUCACAUGAAGGAAGAGACUCAGAGGAAGGAAACUGUAGUCAUGUGGAGCCAGAUCAAAGGUCACAUCGUCCACCAGCCAAGACUGCUUGCAGCAGACUGAGCGUCUCCCCACCUCCACUCUCAUCCCAGGAGAUUAAGGCAGAGAGCAGCAGAGAGGACGACAGCUCAGCAUCCUCUCUGUAUGUUCAUUCACACUGUAGAGCAGCUCACAGUGAUUCUGGUGCCAGUCCUGCAAAGACUCACAGGACUCAGAAACCAGACCAGCAGAUGAAAGGGCUGACCCGCUCAAACGGAAAACCGAGCGCACACAUACUGCAGAUCAAGAACGUGAGAUCCCUGAAGCCUCCACUGCCUCGCUCCACUCACCCGAGCCAGAGCAUCCAGAGGUGGCACAGCUGUAAGGAGUGCGGGAAGGGCUUCAGCUUCGCCUGCCAGCUUGAGGUCCACAUGCGCUGGCACACCAAGGAGAAGCCGUACAGCUGCACAGUGUGCAGGAAGAGCUUCACCACCGUCAGCAUGCUCAAGAGGCACCACCGCAUCCACACCGGGGAGAAGCCCUUCCGCUGCCACGUCUGUGGGAAAUGUUUCAACCAGUCAGCUCACCUCAACACCCACUUCAGGCUCCACACCAGAGAGAGGGCCGUCUGGAGCCGAGCGCCACACUGCAAGUGAACGACAGCCUUCAGACUAACAGGAAGUUCAUCUGUCAACUGUGAAACGCUUGAGAUGUCAGGUUCAGACUGUACAAUAAUGGUGUUUGAUUGUGUGUCUUAUUGUUGUGCAAUAAAGCGCAGUAUAU